AUGUACAAGCCGUGGACAAUUAUAAACAUAUUUAUAGUGUCUCUUCUACAUCUGCUGCAAGGUUCUGAACAUGGAUCUGUAAAGGUAAGUGGGCUUUAUUUUGGAAUGGUCUGCAUCAAUAGGAGUCUCGAGACCACAUGGGUUUUCCUGUCUGAAACGAUCUUCAGACUACAGUGGCACCUUUUUAAUUUCUUUCUGGGGUGACUCUUAAGUAUUGCAUAAAUAAACAACUUUGACACAUGUAAUACCGUCAGAGAAGAUUUAACAGCACAGUCCAGCCAAUUUAAGCAUUUUUCUGACCUGCCAGAUUUCCAAGGGAAAGACUAAAGGGCAUGUUUAACUAACCCAUUGAAAUAAAUAGUAUUUAACUUUUGGCUGACUUCUGCCUUAAGGAGUAUAUAGGAAACAGGAAUGUAAUGAAUCUACAUUCACAGCUGAUUGUCACUUUUCUUUUUUGGCCACUUAAAAACAUAAUGUGUUAAACGAUAAUUCAUUUUCAGCGGUGGCAGAUGACCAAAGGGAACCUUUUUGAGAAUUCCAGUAUGACAGAACUUUUUGCAAUAACAUAGCCUUCUCUUAAAUUGUUUCAUCCUCAGUCAGUGCUUUUCCUGCAUCUCUCCAAACAAUUUGUGCAUUACCUGUAAGCCUUCCCUUUCUUUGGCAAGAUUAGGAAGGUUGCCUUCUUGACCAGUCACUCUGUUUUUGCACGGAUCCACUUUGAAAAUAAUUAGGUUUUAAAUACUGUUCCCAAAUAACGUAUUUGCUACUGCCCUUUAAUAUCCAGUUCCUAGAAGUUUUUGUCAUUCCAGGACAUUGUCAAAUGUAUGUGUGUGUGAUUAGAGAAACUCCUUACUGCUGUAUAAUGUACCAAUCCAGUCUGAAUAAUUAAGCUGAAUUCCCAUAUGGUUUGAGAAGUAAUUCUUUGCCAGAUAUGAUAUGGGAAAUGCCUUCUAAGGUUGGUUCAUGGUGUAAGCUUUCAAAAGAUAAUAUUCCAGCCUCCCUUACAACUUCAUUGUGUAAAUAGCAUAUUUACGAGACUUUGAAAGUUUAGAAAAGGUAUCAGUGUUCCUCAUUUCCUUAACUUGUUACAUUCUACUGUUAGCUUCUUCAGUAAAUCAGAAAACUGAAUUGAAGAUUCAAGCAAGAAUCUUGUUAUGUUCACAUUAAUGGGGAGGGGGGCGGGAAUGCAACUGCUGGCGUUUGGCAAAAAUGUGAAUCAGCCAGGCCCCAGGGUAUUUCUGCAGUACAAUGAUAUAAUGCCAAUUAUACUGCAGAAGCAACAUGGAUAUACUGAAUAGGUCAAACUAAAAAGAGAGAGAGGAUAAUCAUUUCUUCCUGCUAGAGUAGAAGUCAGCCUUUCUGCUAUUGUCUAUGAAAUGAUUUCCUUUUAUCAAAAUACAUUUAUUGUUAAUAAAAUUAAGGCUGCAAACCUAUGCUAUGCAUAAUUGCUUGGGAGUGGGCUCCACUGUUGACUGUCCUUGCAUAAGGAUUGGGCUGCCAAUGAUAUCUACAUAGGAACGAGAAAAGGCUAUUUUGUGCUUUCUGUUAAAUCUCCUGAGGUUUUGAAAAUUUUUACACCAAGUACCGGUACCUAUUAUUUUCUGAUUUUUCUAUAGUUUGGAAUAUAUUUCAGCUGAUGCAAUUCUAUACCUGCCUACUCAGAAGAAAGCCCCAUUGAAUUGCAGGGGGCUUAUUUCCAGGUCAGUGAGUACAGAAUUGCAGCCUGUGGCUCAAAAGUGCUAUGAAACAUUUUGAGUGGCAGGUUAUUCUAAAUCUCAGCGACAUCAAGCAGCUCUUCUUUCAUGUAGAACUAUGGGCACCUUGGUGUGAAGUAGAUUGAUGGACUGGACUGGCUUUACAAUCCUCUUGGCAGGGAUCUUUAUGCUACAGAGAAGAGCCCAAGCUUAAAUUAUGUCCUUUCUGUAGGGCAAGUGCCUUGAAACACCUAUGUGCAGAAUUCCCUUUUAGAACAUAAGAAGAUCCCUGCUGGAUGACACCCCAAGACUCAUCUGGUCUGCCUUUGGGGGGCCCUGUUUUAAAAUUUCCCAGCAGUGUAUGGCAAAAUGUGUUGGUUUCCCUCACCGUAUCAUAUUACAACAGAAGUGUGUGUGUGUGUGUGUGUGUGAGAGAGAGAGAGAGAGAGAGAGAGAGAGAGAGAGAGAGAGAUUUCCUGAACUUUACACAAUGACAGUAACCUGCCUAACUAACAUGGGCUUGGUCCCAGUAUGACAGCAAGUUGAAGCCUGUGUUCCAUUAGACAAAGAGAGAGGAUCUGCCUCUGUGUGUGGCGUUAGGACCAGAGAGGUGUUGGAGUUUAAAUACAGCUCAGUGCUGCAUACCUGAGGCAGUCAAGUCCAGUGGGAGUGCCUAUAUAGUUGGCUCUCUCUUAUGUAGUGUUGCUGUUCCUGUAGCCCCCAAAUGCUGGGCUUGGCACUCAACUCCAUCACUUCACAAAAGGCCAGAUACUGCUCCCUCUGGGAAAGAAGAGGAACCAUUGCUUUGGCAGUGCCCCUGACCUGUAAAAACAGCUGCUCUGGUUUGGCCCAGUUCAAGCAGAGCUCCUCCCACAUGCUUGGGCCAAUAGAUGGAGAGACCACAGAGGAAGUUUUGGAAAAGGUUGGUGAGAGCUUGGAGAGACAGAACAAUGCCUCUCUUGUUGGGUAGGAAGAGUAGCCAGCAGGCACCGGGUGGGAGAAAGUGGAAUUUAAUCAUCUCCAGGAAGCAGCAAGGCAGAAGAAACACUGUGUGUGUGAGAGGAGAGGCUCUUGUCUGGGCAAAGUAGCUUCAGGGUUCUCUCCUCUUAGCAUUUGUGAACCUAAUGAAAGGAAGUGACACCCAGGGCCGGCCCACCCACGAGGCAAGGUGAAGCGAUCGCCUCAGGUGCAAGGAUCCAUAGCGGCAGAGAAUCCCAAUGUAGAGAUUUAUCCCAUCCCCCCACCCCAUUCCUGAUGUCGCUCUUCACUCCCUGCUUCUUCCCUGGUUCCAAGCAGGAGUUCAGAGCCAAUGUCCAGGCUUUCCUUUGACCAAAGCCAGGACGUUUGCGGUAAAUCUCCAUCUGCCUUAAAAAGGUACUUGACCCUAUGCAUGUGUUCACUGAGCAAAGAAGAUUCAGGCUGUUUAUUGAGAGCUUUUUUUCUCCCAGACAGCUGUUCCAGAAAGAGCUACGAGGGGAAGUUUGGCAAAGCCAAAUCUGUAAGAGACAGUUUCUUCAAGAUGUUUCUUCUGCCCUAGGGGAGAAGGAAGCACUGAACUUUUUAGGGAUCCAAAUCGGACUUCCAGGCUUGGAUAGUCAAGUGGCCCAUUUUUUUUUGUAUGCAGUUUUGACUAAUGUAUUCAUUUUUGCAAACAGUGUCCCCACAUUAUCAUUUUUGUCUCCCCCCCUACUAAUAUAUUCAUUUUAUGCCCACCUUCCCCUUAAGUAUGCUUUGUUGUAAACAUAGUUUGGUGGGAACUCAGAAUAACUCAGUUGAUAGAGCAUGAGACUCUAAAUCUUAGAGUCAUGGGUUCGAGACUCACACUGGGCAAAAGAUUCCUGCAUUGCAGCAGUUGGUUGGACUAGAUGACCCUUGUGGUCCCUUCCAACUCUACAAUUCUAUGGAGUGCUGCAUCACAAAAUUCAGGUAAGUACGAAUUUUAAAGAAUGUCUAUGUUUUAGUUCUUUUAUUGUUUCAGAAAGUGAAAACUUGAUAGAUUUAAAUGUGCACUGAAUUUAAUUUCUCCUCCUAUCCCUAGGUGGCCAGAUAACAAACUCUGCUCUAACCCAGUAAAUAGCCAGGCCACCUCAACACAGCUCAACUGAUUAGCUAUGGGGAUAUUCUCUAUUUACAUGCCUGCUUAAUUAGCAAAAUUUGAGAGAUGAGAGAUCAAAGUUAUUUUUUAUUUAAUACAGCAAUUGGAAACAGCCCAAUGUUCCAGGGCUACCGCCACAAAUUACAUUUCAUGGCAUGUGCUGUGAAUAUUAAUUUCCUUAGGAGUUAAGAAAUUUUGUAAAGUACACAUGUUGUCAAUGAACAUAUUUAUUGGCUUUCUGAACCCUCUGCUCCUCUCAAUUCCUUGUGACUAAAAGUCAUGAUGAGCAACGGUUUCUACAUAAAAUAAAUGUGUUCAAAAUAUUCCGGAAAAUUGAUCCUGUCAAUUCCCCUGGGGAGUGCCAUUCUUUUUUGGUAAGUCUUGAAAGAGAGCCCUCUCUUUUAGGCUGUUACCAUGCACCAUGUUUUUAAAACAGCAAGAGCAGAUAAAAAGCACAUGUUUUUUAACAUCCCACUGCAUGUCCUUGAUGUACUUAUCACUUUGAGGGGGAGUGGGGAAGGUAAAGGGAACUAGGAGAGCUUUCUCCAGCCCAGGCCUUUUUUAUUCAUGAAAAUAAGUUGAAAGUAGAAAGAUAUGCCCUCCCUUUCCGGUGCUUCAAAGUUCACAAGAAAUACCAUUGUGUGUUUUACUUGGUUUUUAACGAUGCGCCAAGCUGUUACAAUAAAUCGAAAACAAAAAUCCCAAGAGACAGUAGCUAAGGAAAUACAGCGGUACCUCAGGUUAAGUACUUAAUUCGUUCUGGGGGUUCGUACUUAACCUGAAACUGUUCUUAACCUGAAGCACCACUUUAGCUAAUGGGACCUCCCGCUGCUGCUGCGCCGUCAGAGCACGAUUUCUGUUCUCAUCCUGAAGCAAAGUUCUUAACCUGAAGCACUAUUUCUGGGUUAGCGGAGUCUGUAACCUGAAGCGUAUGUAACCUGAAGCGUAUGUAACCCGAGGUACCACUGUAUGAGUUGCUUUCAGCUAUUGUAUAUAUUCCAUUUUGGGGGGAAAGUGGCUGGAGCCACCAGCCAGGUUCUUGUAUCUCCUAGACUGACAUUUUUGGUACUGCUUGGUCAUAAACAUCUUCCACAUGCCAGUGUGUGUGUGUGCCAGGUUAAGGAGCUUCUACAGCUCGGUUCCUGGGUUGCUUGAAAGCAAACCAUGUUCAAUAAAUGUCCUCAAAUAAUUCAUAAUUCCCCAUGAGUCAAUGCCACAGAGUGUGAAGACCACGGAUGCAACUUCAGGAGACAAUAGGGUCUUCUGAAAUGGACAGUCUUAAGGUCCUAAAUCUACCUCCCAGUUCUUCUCUCACUGCUCUCUUUUAUAUGCUGGACCCAAAGCUUGGCAGUCUCCCUGGGAACCUAAUAGGGAGACACAAUCUGUGUUAAUGCUGUGAGCACUUUCAAUUUGUGCAUGCAACAGUAUGCUUUACAGAUCAAAUUAACUGUAAAAUGUUAGCCUUGGGGAAAAAGGGACAUUGUUGAAUGUUUUUCAUGGCUACUGUAAGUCAGUUCUUCAUGAUUCUACUGACUGGAUAUAUGUUUGUUUAUCCCAAGGCACUUCUUGUUAUGCUAGGGGAAUUCUUCAUAUUUCUUUUCUAUGAUUAGUAAUUCUUGAUCAGAUUUGAACAAGGGACAGACUCCUGACAUUUUGGAUCAUUUAUCCAGCAGUAUCUCAAGGAGCACCUCUCCCCGUAUGAAUUGACUCAGACCCUGCAACCAUCAUUGGAGGCCCCUCUUUGUGUGCCUCUUCCAGGAGCGGUCUGGAGGGCGGUAACACGAAAACAGGCCUUUUCUUUGGUGGCUCCCCAUUUGUGGAAUGCUCUCCCCUGGGAAGCUUACCUGGUGCCUUCAUUACAUAUAUUUGGUCACCAGGCAAAAACAUUCCUCUUCUACCAGACCCUUGGCUAAUUAAACAACCAAUGGCUUUUAUUGCUUUUGUUGUUAGUAUGCUAUGUAUUUUUAUGUUUUUAUAUUGUAAACUGACCUGUGAUGCUUGGAUGAAGAGUGGUAUAUAAAUUUAGUUAAUAAGUAAAUAAUAGAAAAACCAUGGGCUGUUGAUCUGUUUAUCUGGGAUCCUUUGUAACUAAUUCUUUAGUUACAAACCUUAGAAAUAACACCUCUUUUAAUCCAAGAGUAAUUAUUUAACCAGGCCCGAGGUAUUUUUUUAAGCCUAUAUUUUUACAGUCUGUAUUACAUUGGCACAAUCAACAGAAAUGUGUUCUCUUUCUUACCUAAGGGCUAUAUAUAGGCACAGGAUUGAUCUUCUGGUUUCCACUCCUUCCUUACAGAGAACGUCACUUUCUGCCCUGGAGUGGUCAGAGCAGCAGAUCAGGAAAGCUGCUAGCCUGGAAGAGCUUCUUCGCAUCACCCACUCUGAGGACUGGAAGCUUUGGAAGUGCCGGCUAAAGCUCAAGGGCAUGGCCGCUCUGGAUUCCAGAUCAGCCUCGCAUCGCUCCACAAGAUUUGCUGCUGCUUUCUAUGAUAUUGAGAUACUAAAAGGUAGGCGCACAGUUUAUGAACUGAAUAUUUCUGGAUCCACUGUGACAUAUGUUGGGCAGUAUGCAGAGCUGACCCACCCAUGUGGCUGGGUGAGGCAGCUGCCUCAGAUGGCAUUCUGCAUCACCCCUCUUCCACCCCGCAGCUUUGCCACUGGUCUUCUCCCUGGUCUCUAGCAGCUGUGAGGGACUGGCAGCAAAGCUCUGCAGAACAUCUCCUCUCCUACCAAGUUGGCGAGAGGAGAGGCAUCGCUGACAAGUCAGUGGAAGAUUCGUCCCCCUCACCGGGCAGUGUGGUGGGGCUUUGGUUGGCUUCUCCUGAAGGGAAGAGCCAAUGCUAACUCCACUGCUGGGCAGGAAGUGGAAAUCAAAAAAGGCUCUUUCCUCACCACCACCCAUACCUUGGUCUGAUGAAGAAGACUUACAGAGUUUGCAUCCGGGUGUGGGUGUGUUUGUGGCGGGGCGGCUGUGAGACGUUUCUCUUUUUUGUGUGUAAGUUUUUUUUAUUUGAUUUUUAACAAAUAUAAACAUAUAAAAAAUAAUUCAAGAUCCAUAUAUCGAGAUUGCUCUGAAUCUCCUGACUUCCCCCCCAUCCCUUCCAUGGGUCCUAAUAAUAAUAAUAAUAAUAACUGGACAUCAAUACUUACCCAAGUUUUAACCAUCCAAAUUAUCCAUACUUUUGCGAGAUGCUUCUCCUCAGGUAUCAAAAGGUCUUUGGCCACCCCUGUUUUUAUGUGAAAGGCAGGUUGUUAUGUGUUUUUUGUGCCUGAAACACACACACACACACACACACACACUUGCUGAUGGGUCUUCUCCUUGUUCAUAAGGUUAUGUCAGUGCUCUGAGUGAUAUAAGCAGGAAGCUGUCUUUUUUAAAAAAAAAAAUCCAUUUGAAAAUAAAGUAAAAUAAUAUUUUAAAAAGUUGAAAAUGGUACAGUUAGGAGUCACCAUGUGUCUAGAGAUGUCACAGACACUGUCCAGUAUGUAUUGAUAUAGUAUAGCCACUAUACCGAAAGCAUCCCACAAUUGUGUUUGUAGUGCUUGCUUGGCUGGGAGGAAAUGAUAUUUUGUCGGCAAUAAAGCAAUGGACUUUUUUUGCUUGGGGUGCUACCCUGGGAGAAGCUGCAUGGAUCCCUGGAAGGAAAGCAGAAGCCAUGAAGCAUUUAUUCCAUGAUUUAAUGUGCUCACCUGGAAAGGUGUCUACAAACUUGAAAAUUCACACCCUGAAAAAACAACAACAAAAAAUUCAAUGUGCUGAUAGGGUGCUUGAUCGAAGUUCUGAGUCUGAAGUGCAGACAGGUGUCAAACCCAUUGUUGCAAGAUCUGUAUCAGGCAUUCUGUCUCAUGUGUGCUGAAUGCAAUAUGGGCAGUGGCCUUACAUACCAAAGGAGACCAAAAAGAGGAGGAAUGUCCUCUAAGCCUGCUACAGACUUCUUUAGAUUUUCUGCACAAAACUAGGUAUUUUUCUUUGUUUCCGCUCACAACACAGUUCGAGCAACUCUGCUCUAAACAAAGCAUUUUUCCACUGCAAGGAAAAAUGUAAACAGACAGCAAUAUUUAAAAGGAAUGUGCCAACAGCAGCUUGAAAUGCAGAAACAUUCAAAUGCCUGUUUUUAUUAGGUGUGCCCUGAUGUAAAACACUUUAUCAGCUUGGACAUUGCUGGGCAGGAGCUUCCUGGACAUCUGUUCUUACAAAGAGAGGAAGAAACAGAGACUAAAACAUUGGAAAGGAUGGCAUGGGCUCUGGUCAUACCCUACGGGUGUGCUGUGGCAUCUGCAUUUCUGUAGUUAGACCAAGGGUUGCUAAUUCCUGAACUGGCUCUUAUAGCUGUCCCUUUUAACAGCCGUUUGAUCAGGUGACCAAAGAGCAGGUCAUAAUGUCUGCCGCCAUGUUAUGAAAAGUUUCACCUGCCCGCUUUGAGCUCAUCAGAUAUUUGCUAAAAGGUCAGGAGAAGGCCAAAGAUGAUUCCCACCCCUUUUCUGGCCAGUUACAUCAGAAGAGCUUGACUGGAUCAGCCCAAGGGCCCAGUGCAGUCUAACAUCCUGAACUCACAGUGACCCAACCAGAUGUCUUGGAGAAACCCACAAGCAGGGCCUGAAGGUCACCAUGUUCUCCUCAGUUGUGAGUCCCUGCAACUGGUAUUCAUAAGCUUCAUGUCACCCCAAGCUGGAUCCCAUGAUGGCAUUGGAUAAUCAGUGUUGGGCAGCAUUGUGUGAUCUGGCAGAUCAUGAGGUGCACGUCAGUCCUGCACCUCUAAGGGGGCUGAUGAUAGAAUCUAUCAUAUCUGAGUUUUACAGAACACAUUGUAAAGUACAGAAAGGAUAAGGGGAGAAAUUAUAACUACAUCAGCUAUGGUGGUCAGUUGGUAAAGCUCUCACCUUGAUUGAAGCAAUUCAUAAUUGAUCAUGAUCCCUCUCUUUCCAAAUUGCCAUUUCAGAGGUGAGUGUUCAUCCCUCCAGGCCAACAGGGGACCAUCCAAACACAGAAAGGAAGCACAAACUGGUUUGCAGCAGUGCCAGGUUUUUGCAGGGAAAACUCAUGGAAGAACCAUGCCCAUCAGACAGCCCAGUGAGGACUGAGCAUGGCCAUGAAAUGUUGACUGGCUCUUGCAGGGGUGGAUGGGCACGGAAUACCAUGGCGGAGGGAGCACUCCACUCUGCCGCAUUUAAUUGCACAACUCGCUUGGCUCAUUUAUAUUAAUAAACAGCAGAUGUCAUAAUGUUGUCAAAGUGCAGUGCUGCAUCUCACACAGCUACGAAGGACUCCGAGAGCCGGCCAGUGAGCUGGUGAGUCCAGUUGUGUGAUGACAACUGCUGCUUUUAGAAUGGCUCCCUUGUUCUCCAGUCAUAGAUGAGGAGUGGCAAAGGACUCAGUGCGUACCGAGGGAGACCUGCGUGGAAGUUGCCAAAGAGCUGGGCACGGCCACCAAUAAAUUCUUCAAGCCUCCUUGUGUGAAUGUCUACAGAUGCGGAGGCUGCUGCAAUGAAGAGAGCCUAAGCUGCGUGAACACCAGCACAUCUUACAUAUCCAAAAUGGUAUUUGGACUUUUUUUCUACUCUUCUGCAGUUUGUUUCUCCUUAACCGUCAAAUCCUAUGCAGGUUGACUUUGAAGCAAGCCCCUCUUAAUUGAAUAGACUCGUGGAUAGCUCUUUCCUAAGUAAGUGUGUGUAGGAAGACCAGCCACCCAAUGGAUGUCCUCUGGCGCUGAACUCCCAUCAACCCCAGCUGAUAGGAGUUGUAACCCAAAAUACGCAGGGGACGCCAUGUUGGGGAAGAACAAGGCCAUGAAAGUUGCCCAUAGCUAUGAAUCUAUUCACCAUGGCAGAGCAAGUGUGGCUGUCCCACAUUCACUCAAGUCUGUAGAACUAUAGACUCCACAAUGUGAAGAGGAGGACAUGGGGUACAUGUUAGAUUCAUGCCCAUCGCAUCUCCUUAGGGGCAAAUUGUAACUGAAGAUUCCUAACAUGAAGCUCAAUCCUCUAUUUUGCUUCAUUGAGCAGGAAAUGUGGAGGCUAUUUAACAAUUAGGGGAGGCUAUCUAACGAUGUGUUUUAAUAGUAGUGAAAAAUGCUGUAUUUCAUCUUUCCAGCUGUUUGAGAUUUCAGUUCCUUUAACAAAUGUGCCAGAUCCGAUUCAAGUCAAAAUUGCAAACCACACCGGUUGCAAGUGCUUAACAAAUGCUCAGCGCCCAUCGUACACCAUCAUACGAAGAUCUGUUCAAUAUCCAGAAGAGGAUAGGUAAGAUGGGCAGUCAGUCUUCUCUCUAUCCCAUUUUUUUUAAAGACACACAAUCGGUCAUGAAGCUUUUCUGAGUGUUCAUGAAUUGUAUGCUUUGUUCUAAGAUCAGUGGUUAUCCGAUGUUUUUUAAAAAGUAUGUUUUUCAAUGCUACAAAGAAAAGUUAAUGACUGCUUGGAAAAACAAUGUAGAAACAUGUUACAUAACAUAUAGACUUCUCUUCUAGCAGCAUUUUUUAAUUACUAUGGCAUCUUUAAUAUUUACAUUUUUUAAAAAAGAGAGUCAAAACUGUCACAAGCAGCUGUGGCAAAUUAAUAAACAGCAGGCAGUUGGAAUGUAUCGAGGCCCCAGUUUGAUGACUUAGCAAAUUUAAUUCCUUGAACUGUUCCUUUGACGGUAAUGAAACUUCUGGUCCAAGUUCCUAAGACACGUCUCUAAAUGCAGAAGCUUCUCAACAGACUCUGAGCCCCAAUACACCACGGCCAUGUGCCGUCUGUCUGCUUAACUCAGCCUUCCCCAACUUGGUACCUUCCUGAUGUUCUGGGCUAUAACUACCAUCUGCUUCAUCCAGCAUGUUUGUGCUGGCUGGGGGUGAUGGGAAUUGUAGUCCAAAAUAUGUGGAAGGCACCAAAUUGAGGAACCCUGGUUUAAUGUAUUUGACUAGGUGUAGGGACACGGGUGGCACUGUGGGUUAAACCACAGAGCCUAGGGCUUGCCGAUCAGAAGGUUGGCGGUUCGAAUCCCCGUGACAGGGUGAGCUCCCGUUGCACGGUCCCUGCUCCUGCCAACCUAGCAGUUCAAAAGCAUGAAGUGCAAGUAGAUAAAUAGGUACCGCUCUGGCGGGAAGGUAAACGGCAUUUCCGUGCGCUGCUCUGGUUCGCCAGAAGUGGCUUAGUCAUGCUGGCCACAUGACCUAGAAGCUGUACGCCGGUUCCCUCGGCCAAUAAAGUGAGAUGAGUGCCCCAACCCCAGAGUCAUCCGCGACUGGACCUAAUGGUCAGGGGUCCCUUUACCUUUAAUUAAUUUGACUAGCCCCCCCCCCCAGCAAGCUGGCUCUCAAAUGCCAUUUUUGCAUGUAUUUAUUUGAAUAUUUAUAUACCACACUUCCAUAAGAAAUAUAUAGCGAAGCGGUGUGUAUACAUCAGUUACUUUUUAAAUGUGUUCUUAACAUAUUUAUUUGGCCUUUUGUUUUCUUCUAGUUGUCCCCAAAUAAACAAACUGUGUCAUAGUGGCUGGAUGUGGGACAGCGAUAAAUGUGAAUGUGUUGUAGACAAAGAUCGUCCUGGCAGAAGGGAAGGUAUAUACAGUACUAGUACUACUUAUAUACACACUUUAAUAUUGAAAUCUGGACCAGUUAAAAGAACAACAUAACAACAUUAUGAAUAACAACAUUAUCAAACUGAAAUAGGUGGGCGGAGGUGAUUUCCCCCCCUUGCUUCUGUAACUCUGCAUCCAGGAACAAAAGAGUAAAUCUGGGCAGAUUGGUAGUUUAAAGCAUUUUGCUUUUACUAGAAUAAACUGAAAUGAGAAGCUCAGUCAGACAGAAGUAACACUCCUUCAUUUGAAGCAAAGCAUUUGUCCUCCUCCCAGAUACUCCCACCCAACUUCGCACGCACAGCGGGAUUAUCAUCAUCAUCAUCAUCAUCAUUGAUUAUCCUAGGCUAUGUGCACCUGGAGGGAUAGUAAAAUCUGGGCAAGUUUCAAGAGCAAUUUCCUCAUGAUAUGGCAUGAGAAUCUGAUGUUCAAAGCGGGUGGGAAGAAAAUACUUACCAAGUGAUUUCUAGCCAUUGCUGAGACAAAUACUGCCCCACCCCAGGAAGAGAAGCAACUCCAGAUAAUUGUGAUUGCAAUUAAUGACCUGGAACAAAAGAGCCUCACAGCUAGCGCCAGAUGCUCAAGGGUGCUUUGCACUUUGUUUUUCCUAAACAACCACACCGCCCCAUGCCACAAAGCAAACCAUGUGGGAGAAGCUAAGGAGGAGUUUGUGAAAUUGUUAUUAGGGUCUUCUAUUCAAAAGGGGAAGGCAAAAAGCCUGCAAAUCCAGGCUAAGCUAGCUCUUUAGAUCCCAACUGAAAAAAACACACCCUAGAAUAUGGCUGUGUAUACAUCAUACACAUAGUGCUGCAGGGGGGAACUGCAAUUCCUAGAAUACUUGGGGUGUACGGUACACUUUAAAUGUAUGUAUAUUGCUGUCAUGACUUUUAAAGUCCGUAUCCAUACAGACUCUGUUUAUUUCUGCUAGAAUAUCAACUUCAUUAUACAGUGGUACCUCAAGUUACAGACGCUUCAGGUUACAGACUCCACUAACCCAGAAAUAGUACCUCAGGUUAAGAACUUUGUUUCAGGAUGAGAACAGAAAUUGUGUGGCGGCGGCGCAGCAGCAGCAGCGGGAGGCCCCAUUGGCUAAAGUGGUACCUCAGGUUAAGAACAGUUUCAGCUUAAGAACGGACCUCUGGAACGAAUUAAGUUCUUAACCCGAGGUACCACUGUAGUUCCAUUCUUUUCAAGCUGUGGAUUCCAUAGUUUUAAUGGCAGGUUAAUAGGAGUUCAGAUUUCUGGACUCACAGUGCCAUAAAUAGUGCAUUUUAUAGGUUAAGUUCAAGUCUUGCUGUACACCUGCAGGAUAUUACCUUUGAGUGACACCCUUUAUCUCUCUCUCUCCCCUCCAAAACAUGUGCCAGGACUCCCUCCACUUGCUGAACUUGCGAUGUGUGCACCAAAUAUGAACUUUGAUGAGGAAAAUUGUGAGUGCAUCUGUAAAUGGAAAUGCACUGGCAAUUUAUUUCAGAACAAAGAGAACUGCAGCUGCUACUUGUGUACGGAGAACCAAGACAGCUGCCUUCAGAAACACAAGGAGUUUAAUGCAGAAACAUGCAGGUAAGCCUUCCUUUACAUUUGAGUUCCAUACGGCAUGCUUGGUCCACAGCCAGGUUGAUUGAUUCCCACCCCGGGUUGAAAUUUGUACUAAAUGAUAGGGCUUGUGUAGCACGUAAAUCUCCCAUGUAACAAAAUGAUAAUGAAUGAAGAUCUUCCAUGCAAUGUGGAGCCAUUCUGUACCUCCCUUCACAUGACCAUAAUGGACAUAGUCUUUUCAUGCGUUCCUGUACAUACACCAUGGAACAGAAGGGUGCACUUACCACAUUGUCUUCUCUGACUUACUGUCUUCAAACAGCUGUGAAGACAAAUGCCCAUUCCAAGCCAGAAUGUGCCCAACCGCUCGGCCGGCGUGCUCGAGGCACUGUUGCCGCCCAAGAGGGGGAAGAAGUCCUCACGGGUCCCAAAGCAGAGAAACACCAUGACUGAGCUUUUGUUAUCUCCUGUACUACCACUACCACACUGCUUUGCAAAGUAGCUGCCCACCAUCGACUGUUAAACAAUAAUAAUCAUGGAUAUGGGUGGCUUUACUGCUAAAAAAUACAAUUAAAAUCCAGUCUGUCUUCGUUAUUAAGACAACGAAUGGAUCUGCAAGGACAUUGCCAUCUGACUGCUGAUAUAUGCUACAACAAACUUUAUCCUUGUUCUGUAACGGACUACCAGAAAGACCUACGUUCAUUGAUGUUGUAUGAAAAAGAAAGUGGCAUGUUAGCAGCAAUGGGGAUAUCUUUACCAAGCAACUUUGAAAUGCAGAGAAUAGUUCUAGGCCUUCAACCUGCUUAUUGGUCAUAUUUCUUUUUAGACCAACUUUUCCAGACCUUUUAAAAUUUGGUUCCCUAAUGCAUUCAGCACUGAAUGAUUCCAUCUACUGUCUAUCUGUGUUUUAUUAUUUGGGUUUAUCCUAGAACUACUGUCUGAUGUGCCAUAUUUAAAAUGUAUAUAGAAAAAUAAAGGCACCAGUUAUUAAGUAAUAUGCAGUGACGUGUAUAAUUUCUACGGCAAGCUUGGUCAGAAGGAAUGAACUACGACUAGAGGUUUUCAUGUGCAUCCUUUCAUUCCAUACACAUGGAAUAAAAGUGUCCCCACACUCCUCCUUUUUAAAGAAUUCUGUUCUACCACUCAUGUGGUAAGACUUGGGGUGAAGCUAAAUGCUAACCCUGCAGCAGGGGAUUUUUUAUUUGAUGCUAGGGAGAAGGAGGGGAGGUUUCACCCUUCCCUCCAGAUGUAAUCCUCUCCAAAAUCAUUCAUCUGCAUUGCAAUUAGCCUUCUUAUUACUUUACACCCUGCUCCCAAAGGAGCCUAGGAUGGCUUCCAAGAGAUGCAACAAUAAAAUUACCUUAAAAACAAUUCCAGUAUAGAUGCAGAUGAGGAAAGAUCUCAACUUAACAGGAGGGAAGGUCUUAAGCAGGCGCUGAGAAGGCGUCAAAAAUGGCACCUUCCUAAUAUUCAAGGGGAGGGAAUUCCAAAGGGAAGGCGCCACAGCACGAAAGGCUUGAUUCUUCCAUUGUGCGGAAGGGACUUGCUGAUAACAGUGGUAUUUACAGGAGACCCUCCCUCACCUGUGUGAGUGAUCAACUGGAUAUAUACAGGCCGAGGCCAUAAGGAGAAUAAUGCACUAGAUCAGGACUAUGCCAUGUGGGGAUGGGAGCUUGAACCUUUUGCCUCCACCCCAGCCAUGAUCGGAAUUGGAUCUCACUCCCAACCCCAAGUCUGCUAUUUGCAGUUGGACUGAAAUCUCCCUUUGGCUCUGCUGGCUGGGUCUGCUGGGAGCUGAAGCCCAGCAUGAAUGGGCACAGGUUCCUUGCCUCUGGUUUAAAGGUUUGGCGGCUAAGAAAGCCAGUACUGUGUUUUUCAAAUACUAGCUUAUUUAAGGGAAAAGAAUGUAUCUUAGUAGUAAGGCACAGUAGUAAGACCCCUAGGUAUAGGGCGAUAUAUAAAUUCAAUAAAUAAAGCAUAAAAUGUACCAAAUGUACCAGGUUCAAUUCUGGCAUCACUAAAGAAGGCUGUGGAAAAAACAAGCACUUAGCUUUUUUCCCUCACAAAGUGGUUUGACAUUUGUCCAAAUGGUUCUCUUUCUCCAUAAGACUCACCUGUGAUGAGGUAGAUGGGGGAGUUAAAUGCAAUUUGGAAAAUGGCUUUCGCAGAAUGGCAAUUUUGGGGGCCAGAAAUUCAUGCAAUGAUAACGGCUUGCAAUUUUUUUGCAGUAGCUUGCAGCAAAUUAUCAUAUAUGGGCUAAUCUCCUUUUAGUGUUAAGGGCAAUUAACUGACCACUUUCAUUAAUGUCUUGUGGAUGUAAAUUGAUCUAGACUAUGGUAAGUAGGCAUAAACCUUUCUUUUGGCCUGCCACACUGUGACAGAUUACACAGGAAAAUGUUGUAUUCCAAUAGCUCCACCUAGUGUUGUCCGGACAUUAUUAACAGGUUUCUAAAAAACUGCAACUUCGAAACAUACGAAUUAAAAGAAAAUGUUCUAUGCAAAUGUCCAUAAAAAUUAGCUCAAACCUAAAUAAACUACUAUAUAAAUUUAGGAAUGCUGAAUGCAGUGUUUCCUUGUGAGAUCACAGGGCAGAUUGUUCCUUUUUUAACAAAUAUUAAAAUGGAAUAUACAAAUAGUAUACAGUGGGAUGAAAUAAACAUGGAUGAAAUAAACAUGAAUUUGCACAAAUCUGAACAGGAAGAGAAAAGCAUUAAGCUUUUUUUAAUCCUAAGCAUUGUUAUUUAAUAUCAAUAGCUUGCUUGGGACAAAAACAGGGUAUAUUUUUGGUAACAGAGGAACAUUAGCGGCCGGAGAGUUUAAAAUAGAUGUCAUAUGAUACCAAUAAUAGUGAAUGUAACUUAGGAGACCUGUGAAGUUAUACAAAGGGCAAAACAAAAUGGAAGGCAGUACGAUACUCUAUGCUUUCAAUAACAUUUAUUUUGCAAUCUUUGCUUUGUUUUGUUUCAAGCUCUUAAUCAAAAUCUCUUUGGCUUUACUGACCCAUUUCUAUAUUGUGAAAGGGAACAGGAAAGAGGCUGCAAGGAUAGCAGAAGAGAUCUAUGGAAUAGCCCCAGGUAAAAUUGUAGAGAUAAAUAUUUAAAAAACUAACUGAUCUAAAAAAUCAAAAAAUCACUGAAAUUGUCAAAAAUUGAUACUCAUGACUGCAUUGUAAUCAAGCCGAUUGGAAAUAUAAAUAUGUGUAUGAUUUUGUUAAUACAAGCAUAAGCUAGAAUGAAUAUGUCUAAGAUGAAGAAUUAAAGAUUAGCAGGGAAAACCAAUGUGCUUCAAUAUAAGGUAAUAUUUAUUUUUGUUAUAGGAAAUAAGGUUUUCUUUUUAUUGUUAUUAUUAUUUUAAAAGCCAGAAUUCUGCAAUGCUGCUAUUUAAACUAUUUCGGUAUUUAUUUAAUACAGUCUUAUUGUGGGUCUGUUGCAUCAUUAUGCGUACAAAAAUGUGAAAGAUUUAGAAUAUGCCUUUUCUGAAAGAAGACACUUGCUGGGAGAGUAAAAUGUAUGCUUGAACAGCAGUUGCACGUGGCUUGGCUCGCUUUUAUUGGAGGGAUGAAACUGGAUUGUUCCUGCUUUCUCUGCCAAGCAGGGCAGCAAGUUUACAACUUUACUAUAUGUGAAUGAAUCACAAAAUGUUAAGCUUGGGUCUUUGGCCAGAUGUGUUGACUUAAUGUCCUUCUGGGUUCAUCCCAGUCCUGGCUACUUAUGAUUCAUCCAUGGCAAUAAAAUGAUGGAGAAUGCAGGGAUAGGGGGUUUUAACAUCAUUUAAACUGACAUUACCAAAAAUCUUCCAUUAUCGCUGGCUUAUUUCCUAGGCAUUCUCAUAGCCUCGCAAAUACAAAGUUGUGCACGCUACAAAUUUUAAUCUGCAAUGUCAAACAUGAACAGGGGAGAAAAACUGCUUUUAAAUACACAAUUGCAACAAUGUGGUUUUUCAAACAUCAGUCAUGGAGACAAAAUGAUCUGUAAAUGAUGAAAUUAUAAUAUUUAUUAGGUAUAAUUUAUUUGUGUCUAGGCUACAUAAGUAUCAAUGAGCUGUCCCGUCGGAGUCAGUAAAUCUGUCAGAAGCAGUAAUGGUUAUGAAUGAUAUUAUUAAUCUCUCUACAUUUUAUGGCCUGCAGUUCCCACUUAUCUCUGCAAUUCUAUAAGGUAGCAUAUGUUUAUUUUCAAACACAUCAGUUUCCCUCACUGAAGGCUUAAAAAAAUAAAAUAAAAACAAUUCAGACGAAAAGGUAUUGGUUAUCUACGCUCUUUUCCUCUGCCACAUUGCCUUUUGCCAGUCUGUCAAAUUGAGUAUCGUUUUUCAAAACACCACCUGACCACCAGCUCUGACCUCGAUUAGAUUACUUACACACCGUUACCGCUAAGCUUUAAAGUAAUGCUGUCCAGUGCUGCUGCAUUUACUCUCAGAGCUUCAUGAAAAAUACCGUUUCCGGGAUGCCUUCAGUACCUGGAGCCUUAAGAGGUGUACCUUAUGGGAAUUACAUUUGUCAUAUGUUUCAAGGAGGUAUGUUCUAGAUUGCUUAGAAAACUACAGCUCUCUUUGUGCAAAUACAUUAGGCAGCUGCAUGUAGAAAGCUUGUACUUAAAAGACAGACACGUACAGAUAUUUAUAGCCUGGGCCUGUUCUUGUUUUCAUGGUUAUAUUUAACCCUCACAUUUCGUGCUAUUUUGUACGUUAAUGCAUCUCUUGUUUGCAGCAUCACAGGUAAGGCAAUAUUUGCUCCUUUGAGCUUCAUGGCUUAAGAGUAUAAAGAGAGCCAAACCCCAGUUAUGGAAAAUGGAAGGUGAUAUCAAUUAAUCACAGAACUGGCACAGUUCUGCUUAAUGUAACUGGAGCCCCUGCUCCAACUGCUAUAUAUCACAAUAAGAAUUACAUGGAUUUACUGAGUGCACCUAUUUAUUCAGAAGUAAGUCACACUGUGCUCAGUGGGAUUUGACUGCUAGAUGUGCAUGUAGGGCCAUCUUUAGCAUAUGCGUCGCCGGGGUGCAAAGAGCCGCCCAGAGCCCCCUUUUUUAGGGGGGUGAACUCAAAGUUGUUGACCUUUGUGGGGGGGUUGCUCACCUGUAACAACAGUGCAGCAGAAAAAAACUGCUUUUGUUUGAUGCUAUGGAGUAACAGAGCAAUGGAGGAGGGGUGGAGACUUACGCUCCAUUGCUUUUCACUGCCACCGAUAGAGAGAUAAACAUUUGGCGCCCCUUGCACCCCCGGGUAAAGACAGCCCUGUAUGUAUGCACGAGAUCACAACAGAAGUAUGGUUGUUCUCUAUCUCUCUCUCCUUUCUUAUUGACUCCAAAUGGGCCGUGAAGGAACAGAAGUCUGGUCAUCAGUUUCUGAUUGAUGAGUCUUGCAAAGUGUUUCAAAUGGCUCUCUACUGGGGUCUUGCAAUAGGUUUUGCGAGACAUGACAAUUGGCUGAUGGUCAGGUUGUGCAGAGUGCUUUGAAAAGUGCUUUUUGUGCAGCCCACAUGGCUUGAUUUCAUUAUGUUGUCAGGCAAUCGACAGGCGGGUGGCCCCACCUACUUGUUAAAUUUGGCCUGCAGGAGGUGGGGGAGAUAACGACCUAAUGCUCGGUUCAGACACUGUUCCCUGCUCCAUGUUAAAGCAAAAUAAUUUGCAUUGGGCCACUGAUGAUGGUGAGUGGAGGAACACAUAUAUGAUGAUAUCAGAGCAUGGUCAUCAUCAUCUUCAUCUUCAUCAUCUAUAUACUACCUAUCCAAGGUUUCUGGGCAGAAAGUGAUCCUGCAUGUUGUAGCAAAGGAGAGAACUUGAGGAUGCCAUUUUCCCUCAAGAAAUGCCCAAAUAACAUUCCUCUAUAAAAAGGGGCAUAAUUGUACUUAAAGGUAAAGGGACCCCCGACCAUUAGGUCCAGUCGUGACCGACUCUGGGGUUGCGGUGCGCAUCUCGCUUUAUUGGCCGAGGGAGCAGUGCAUGGAAACGCUGUUUACCUUCCUGCCAGAGCCGUACCUAUUUAUCUACUUGCACUUUGAUGUGCUUUCAAACUGCUAGGUUGGCAGGAGCAGGGAUCUCUGUUCUAUAGACUUAUCUUUCAGUGUUCUUAUUUUAGGCUCAUGGGCAGACAGAUCUCCCCUUCACGAAGCCGCCUUUCAAGGGCGCCUCCUCUCAUUGAAAACCUUGAUAGCACAGGUAAGAAACCCUAAUAUACCAUACUUCCCUGAUUUUACAAUGCAAUCCUACAUGUCUACUGAGCAGCAAUGAGACUUGCCCUCAGGUUAAAUGUGUAUAGGAUUGCACCCCAAACAUUCUAUUCACAACAAUGCAUACAGACUACACAAAUAAAUUCAGUGUUGAGUGUGCAAAUUCAAAACUGAACUGAGCAGAGCUUGCAAAGAUUGCAUGAAAGGGAAUAAACUUAGGGCCAAUGACUGCAGGUUGCCCAGGGUGUUUUCACCAAGAUUUAGAAACAAAAAUCCCCCUCCUUUUCCAGAUCUGUUUAUUGUAGUGGUGAAAGUGUCAAUUUUUUGGAACGACACAAGAGAGGGAUAAGUUCUAGACUGCAGCUUGAAGUGUUGGCGUAGCAGAAGUCCAAAACGAUGAAUUCUUUAGAAGCAGCCGCGUUCAGUGGCGUAGCGUGGGUUGUCAGCACCCGGGGCAAGGCAAGUAAUUUGUGCUCCCUAACCCGUGGAUUUGCGCCCCCUAACCCUAACCCCCAGAUGUUGCGCCCGGUGCGGCCAGCCCCCCCUGCACCCCCCACGCUACGCCACUGGCCACGUUCAUAGUUCUUUUUCUCCCAAUGCAUUUUUCUUCACAAACUUUGCUCAUGCUCACACCAGUUCAGCAUCCAUAAGGAGGCAAUGGGUGAUUUAUUAAUCAAUUUCUUACCAUAUUCUCUACUUACCGGUCUUCACACUGAUUCCCCAUAAAAUUCUGUUUCCAGGGGAACUGGGCACAUCAAUUAGUUCAUAUUGUGGAGAAGGCUCUAUUGCUGAGUAAUGUUGCUGUGUUAAGAGUUUUUAAAAAUUAUUUUUAAAAUUGCAUUUUUAUUUCACCUUUCCUUGAAGUAAUGCAGAGUGGUAUACAUGUUCCCUCUAUUUUAUUCUCACAAGAGCCCCAUGAAGUAGGUAAGUAGCAGGCCGAUAUUUUAUACCUCUUGCAUCCAAUCUCUCUUCAGUUAGAGAAAUUGGAUUGCUUAAACUAUGCUUGUUAUGGGAGAACUCUUGCAGAUUAAAUUUUGCUGAACCACAAAUCUAACCACUGGAAAAGGGUGUUUUAAUUCAAGCCAAUAUUAAAUCUGUGUAGCUAUACAUUAUUAUUAUUUUGGAACUGUUUAUUAUCCAUACCUUUUGUUCUCAACUGUAGGGGUUCAACGUGAACAUUGUUACAAUAGACCAUGUUACUGCUCUUCACGAGGCUUGCUUGGGUGGCCAUGUUGCUUGUGCAAAAGUGUUACUGGAACAUGGUGCUCGGGUGAGUACUACCAUGACUUCCUGGUUAAACUAGGCUUUAUUUCAACAGGGUCAAAGCCCCAGUUUGGCACACCCUCCACGUGCAUUUGUGUAUGCACACAGAGGCUGGGAGCUUCAAUGGUUGCCCCUCUGGAGGAUUCACCCAGGGCAAAAAACCUUGCUAGCCCCCCGUAGCUAUGCCUCUGCUUUCCUGUACAGUGGUACCUCGGGUUACAGAUGCUUCAGGUUACAGACUCCGCUAACCCAGAAAUAGUACCUCAGGUUAAGAACUUUGCCUCAGGAUGAGAACAGAAAUCGUACUGUGGUGCUGCGGCGGCAGCAGAAGGCUCCAUUGGCUAAAGUGGUGUUUCAGGUUAAGAACAGUUUCAGGUUAAGAACGGACCUCCAGAACGAAUUAAGUUCUUAACCUGAGGUACCACUGUAUGAGAGAUGCUGCUUCAAAAUGGGAUCUAACAGGGGAACUGUGUGCAUUUUGUAUUAUUGGGAAUGUCCAAGAAGAUAAUCAAAAUGGAAAAGUUAAAAGUAGGCACAAAUACCAUAAAAAAAAAUCACUAACAGGAAGUGCUUGACUCUCCAACUGCAUCCACCCACACCCUCAGUCUUGUCUUUGUUCUGUGUUGCAGGUGAAUGCAGUCACUUUAGAUGGGAUCACACCUCUGUUUAAUGCUUGCCGUUGUGGCAGUGCUCCUACCGUCGAUAUGCUGCUUGAAUUUGGUGCCCGGCCGCAACUGGAGAAUCAUUUUGCUUCCCCAAUUCAUGAAGCUGUCAAGAGAGGUAACAGUAGUGGUUUUGGACAAUUUUAACUAGAUACAAGAAUGUCAGAUGCUCUGCAGAGCUUGUCGGUCCCAAGUGAGAUUCCAAUUGACUGCCUAACAAGGUGGGUCCAGCCCAUUCCCCCUGCCCUCCCAAUUCUGGGCCACUGUCGAUGAGCACAGCAGGUAGAAAGCCAUAAACAGUUAUCAGAGGCAUUAAGCUUCAUUGGUGAUGCAGGGAGACUCAGGGUCACUAGAGGCUGCCUCACCAACCUCAGUCUUCAACCAGCCCAGGCGUGGAUCCUGCCUGUCAGCUUCUUCAUCUUCCACCUAAGUCACAGUGUUAACCAUUGUAGAACUCAGCAAGGAAGAGGAUGGGAACAAAACCUUUCUAAAUAAGUAAAUAGAAACAAGGUGUGUGUGGAAUUUGGGCAGGAAAUUGGUGGGCAAACAGUGAUUGUGUGACAAAGAAAUACAAUACAUAAACAAAGGGAAGGGAAGCAGCUGGAGGAAAUUUUGAGUAGAAAAAUGGCUGUGGGGGAAGGGUUAAGCAGUCCAUCCCACAUCAUUCUUCAGAGGCAGGAUUCAGGUCAAUGGGGUUUAGGAGUGUCUAGUUAGAGAGCAUUUAGAGGGUUUCUAGGGAUGUGGGUGGCGCUGUGAGUUAAACCACAGAGCCUAGGACUUGCCAAUCAGAAGGUCGGCGGUUCGAAUCCCUGCGACGGGGUGAGCUCCCAUUGCUCAGUCCCUGCUCCUGCCAACCUAGCAGUUUGAAAGCACGUCCAAGUGCAAGUAGAUAAAUAGUUACUGCUCCAGUGGGAAGGUAAAUGGCGUUUCCGUGCGCUGCUCUGGUUCACCAGAAGCGGCUUAGUCAUGCUGGCCACAUGACAAGGAAGCUGUACGCCGGCUCCCUCGGCCAAUAAAGCGAGAUGAGCGCUGCAACCCCAGAGUCGGCCAUAACUGGACCUAAUGGCCAGGGGUCCCUUUACCUUUAGGCCACUUGCUGCUCUAUAGUUCAACAAGGUUUUCUCCUCUGUGUUUACAUAGGCCACAGGGAAUGUAUGGAAAUUCUUUUAGCCAAUGGUGUUGAUGUGGACCAAGAAAACCCACAGCAUGGAACAGUACUGUAUGUGGCCUGCGUGAAUCAAAGGACAGACUGUGUCAAGAAACUUUUAGAACUAGGUACUCUGGCAUGUGUUGGGUUUUCUUGGAUGGGAUUGGUGGGCUGCUGCAUUCCUCAACAUGCCAACACUAUUUCAGGAACACACCCCGUCGUAAGAUGGAGCAAGGCUUUCAGAGCAGCUGUCCCUGUUCUGUGGAACAGCACCUCUGUUGAGAUAUGGCAGCUGUCCAGUAUUUGUAAUUUCCAGAAACCAUUGAAGACAUUUUUGUUUCAACAAGCUUUUCCAGCUGGGUGUAAAGGUGUUUAUUUUGUAUUGUUUUUAAGUCCAUCUUAUUUUGUUUUUUUUUUUCUAUUAAAACAAACUGUUUUAGUUGUUUUUACUGUAUCUUUGUAAAUAGUGUUGAAACUCAAAAAAUAAAAAUAAAAAAUACUCCAAAUGGUUGACAGGGAGAUAUAAAUGCAAGUCUGGAACAUUCUGUGUGGACCUUGGCUAGUUCCUAAGCUUCCGUUUCCUAGAAGCAAGCAGAACAUGUAGCCCAGCCAAGUCUCUAAUACAGAUGCUGAGGGAAGUUUGUUGUCGUGCUACAUCUCCGAGCCUAGGGAGACUGCAAGAAAUCAACAGCCCUGGUGCCUGGGAGGGACAGGCAUCACUGGCAUGCUCCCUCAUCUCCCUAAAUAAUAUUUAUACUCCAAGCCUUGAGAAUUGUCCUUGCCUGAAGGAAAAGGAGGACUGGUGUCAGCAUACCCCACUUUUGGAGGCUGGAGCUAGUAUUGGUUCCAAGGGCUAAGAUUUUUAUGAUUUAUUAUGAUUAUUAUUAUUAAAGUCAUUUUGCAAGUAAUUUUCCUUAAUGUAAUGCAUUUUGGUAUGUUAUUUCCAUUAAUAAAUGCAUUUUGGUAUGUUAUUUCCAUUAAUAAAUGCAUUUCUAUGCACAUUUUACCCUAGUAAAUGCAUUUUGUGCACAUUACUUGUCUGGAGAACUGCACAGCAAAAUUCCAAGAAGUCUGAAUUUCAAAGGAUAGUCGCGUUUCAGUUCACAUAUUGUUUCAGAAAGUGAGUUAAGUAAGUUUGCCUUGGAAUGCAGACUCCAUCCCUACUUCUCUUAUCUGUUCCUCAGUUCCCUGGGAGGUGGGGUGGGGAACAAACCUAGCUGCUGACAUAGAAAUAGUUUUUAGAGAAGUAAUUUAUUCCAGUGUUAAGAAAAAGUAUUAAAGGAGGAAAUAAAAAUUCACAUUGCUGUCUUCUUGUCUUCUUGUCUUCUUUCCAUGUAAUGCUAACUGGUUUGUUUUCCUUUCCAUACAUUCUCUCCAAGGAACUAGUGUCAACCUGGGUAAGGGACUGGACACACCACUUCAUGCAGCCGCUAGAAAAUCCAGUGCAGAAAUUGUCAACUUGUUAACAGACUACGGGGCCAGCUUGAAAUGUAGAAAUUCUGAAUUAAAAUGUGCUCUUGAUCUUGCUGCACCUAAUAGCUCUGUUGAACGGGCACUGUUGCUUCGGGAAGGUAAUGGCCUAGACAUUUGUCACCGUCAUGCUUCUUGCAAAUUGUCAGGUCUUAUUGUUGUCCACAGAGGUUCUUAGGGGUUAACUGGUUACAGGGAUGUCCUUGAAUGACUUUAAGAGAAUUUGAGCCAAUUAGAUCAUGGCUAUACAAAUGAAAUAUAUGGAGAUGGGGAAAGGAAGUGAUCUGCUUUGCCUGUGCAUAAAAAUCUGGGAAUUCCUAUGCCUGUAAUAUUUCAGAACUUUGGGGGCUUUCAUUAAAUUGUAAAGCAAAAAUGGAAAUGGGAAGCCACAAGACAAGAGUGUAGCAUUUAUCUCCAUAUACAGAAUAGUGAAAAUUUUAUUAAAUUACUUUGGUUUAACUAAAGCCCAGGUUCUGUAUCAUUGUGCUUCAAAAAUUAUUUAGUGAGCUAAAUAUAGUGUAAUCUAGGUUCCCAAUUAUUCCCAUGGAAGCUAAAAUCUAAAUUUGAAUUGAUGAUGCUUUUUCUAUCUAGCUUUUUACCUGGAUUUGCCUACUCUUGAUUCACAGUCUCCUUAUAGACUAGAUUUCUGCCCACUGAUAUAUGCUGUACUUAUCUCUGAGUUGACAUUAUUGAAUUCAUACUACUGUUCUUUUUUCUCUCUUCCACCAGGCCCUCCUAGGCUGGCCCAACUGUGCCGAUUGUGUAUCCGAAAAUGCUUGGGCCGAUCAUGCCUUUAUUUAGUCCACAAACUACACUUACCUGAACGACUUGAAGAUUUUCUUUUGUUCCGAUAA
Podarcis lilfordi (Lilford's wall lizard) is the source of this 24433-nucleotide messenger RNA. NCBI's taxonomy places the organism in Eukaryota, Metazoa, Chordata, Lepidosauria, Squamata, Lacertidae. The record is from the annotation of a GenBank genome assembly.